Molecule: messenger RNA, 9166 nt
Organism: Drosophila mojavensis
Lineage: Eukaryota; Metazoa; Arthropoda; Insecta; Diptera; Drosophilidae
Gene: Doa
Product: AF4/FMR2 family member lilli
Exons: 11
Biological process (GO): protein phosphorylation
Cellular component (GO): nucleus
Molecular function (GO): protein kinase activity; ATP binding
Source: RefSeq, a predicted model, not a curated record
AAAUGGAGCACACACACACUCUCAUGAAAAUGUAUCUAUAUACGCACACAAGUGCAUAUAUAUAGUAUAUAUGCAUCAGAGAUCAACAGGAAUUAUUCAUCAACAGCUAGCCGGGCAGAGUUCCAUCAUGUUGAUCUAUGAUGCUGUUGCCUUCUGCCUUCUGCCUCCUGCCCUCUGCCUUCUGCCUGCUUCCUCUUCUUCUUGUGUUCGCCAAGUUAUUUUUGUAAUGUUUGGUUUUAUUUUUGGUACGCUCGUUUAUUUCCACAAAAAUAUAGCAAAAAGUCCAAGCACACAUAUUGCCCAUAUAAGAAAACGAGCCCAACCUAUAGGGAGGAAGAGAUUUUUCUGAUUUUCCAAUACACUCAAACGUUCGGUGCGAGUCUCUGUGUGUGUGUGAUAUUUAGACCUGACAGGCGGAGAUUUGCAAAGGUACAACAGUAAAUGGUCGUGCAAUGAACUUUACAAAUAUUAUAUUUUCAUGGUUUACUUAAAUUUUUCAUAAACAAUUUAAAGUUGUAAAAAAUCAUUUGUUUUCUCAACAAAAUCUGAGGUCUAAAAUGAAAUUGGCAUUAGAAAACCAACUGUUUACAUAGCUGAUUCAUGGCAAGAGGUAACACUGUACCAUGCACAUCUAGCUAUAUAUAUGUGUGUGUGUAUAUAUAUACUUUUAUAUAUCAUGUUUUAUACACUACAACUACUGUGCGCCAAUUUACGUGCGUUGUCGUCUUUCUUGCUUGUUUUUGUUAAAAAUAAAAACAGAUUUCGAACAGAGAGGCACACACUGGCAGAGGCAACUAGCUAAGCGAGAUCUAUAUACAAUAUAAAUGUAUAUGUGCAUAUACAUUCGUAUGCAUACGUAUAUAUAGAGAGAUGUACUUUCGUACAGCCAGGGCCGUCACUCACUUGGACACAUGUAGUCGCCCCAUUGGGAUGCGCUCGUGCUCCAGCAGCUCUCCAACACCACGCUGAUUAUACCUAUAUAUAGGGCAAGGUAUUGCUGGAUGGGCAGGCGUUAACCGUUAACCAGGAAUUGGCAGGCUGAUCUGUUUUGCUUUGGUCUCAGAAACGGCGCCGCAAUCAGUGAGCUCAUUGCUGCAUACGAUCUAUAUACAUAUAUAUACGUAUUCAUAUAUAUAUAUAUAUUUAUAUAUAUCUGUAUGUGGAAUGUCGAGUGGCCCAGCAUAUGUGCCGCUGAUUCAGGUGUAGUCAAUAGUUACAUAUAAUACAUAUAUAUAUAUAUUCAUGUAUAUAUAUCUGCUACAAGCACAAAUCGCAUCGAGCGCCAAUGUGCAGGGUGAAGGAAAAUAGUUUUUCCUUUUCUUAUUGUUUGUAGUUUGCCGUUGUUGUUGCUGUCGUUGUUGUUGGCAACUUGCUGAACAAUUAAUAAGUCAAAUCGAAACGAAACGACUAAUUGCAUUUGCCAAAAUGCCAAUGAGGCAUUGACAUUGAGCGUACACCCUGUCCCCCCAGACCAAACCCAGACCCACCGUUCGUACUGUGGCACCCAACCCCGAGAAAUGUAUCGAGCGAUCUUCAAUCUUCACAGGGCUAUCGAGCAGGUUUCUUUAUUGCAAACGCCAGCAGAGUCGCGAGUCGCGUCGAGCAAGUCGAACCUAACGCAAUUCAUUCACAUUAGGUUUGAUGAUAUAGCCCAGUGAAAAGUUAGAUAACAGAUUCAGAUAGUUCGCACCACUCAUAUAAAUAUAUAUCACACACAUAUAUAUAUAUAUAUAUAUAUCGCGAUUACUGGCAGCCCCGCGAUGUCUGUCGAACUUAGCGAACUGAUCGCACUCAGCUGCCCGGACUUGACUGCCCAACCGGACGGCAGUGGCCAGAUCCAGUUGAUGAUCAAUUCGGAGCGACGCCUGAGCAUCAAACAAAUGACGGCCACGGAGCUGGCCAAUAUGCGUGCCGCUGCUGCCGCCGAGGCCGAGGCACGGGCUCGUGCUGAAGCCGAGGCCAAGGCACGAGCUUUGGUUGAGCAGCAGGCGAGCCUGGCCGCUGAGGUGGUGGCUCAGGCGCGAGCUCGUGCCGCUCUUGAGGCUGAACAGCAGCUGCAGCGUGCCAGGGAGCAGCAGCAGCGUCGUCAAGAGGCAGAUCAACAGAGACAGUCGGACGCCACGCCCAGCCCAUCGCCCAAGGGCGUGCUGCCGUCCAUUGAGGCGCCGCGCGAUCGCAUCACUUCACUGCCCAACAUCCUGGAUGAUGCCAUGGAAAUGCAUUUGCUGAACGCAGCCGAUGGCGGCGGCGGCGGCAACUCAGACGACUCCUCGCCCACCAAGAGCACUUCGCACCUGGCCGACUCAAUUGAGAUGCUGCGAAUGCAGCGGGCAGCUCGCGCGGCACGCUCCAAGAAUCGCAGCCGAGAGCGGAGCAUCUCGCCGGCGGCCGCACGUCUUCAUGAGAGAAGCGCAGCACCCGACCGCCUGCACAGCUCCAGCAUCAGCAGCAUGGACUCGGCCCGCGCCAGUGGCAGCCGUCGCGGCAGCACGGCCAGCGCCAUGAGCAGCGAUCCGGCUGCGGAGCUGGCAGCGCCGCCCAAGUUUCCAAUCUCCAAGACGGUUUCGGUACCGAACAUGAGUCGUCGCCGGAGCAGCUUGACUGCACUUUUUCCGGGACCUUCGCCGUUGGUGGCGCCCGAACCGACGCUGCACACCAAUCCUGAGGCGCCGCCGGAAACGGAGGCGCCCGGUCGGGGCGGCCAGGAGGAUGGAUAUCGUGAAAUACCCAGCGGCAAAAUGGUGCAUCGCACAAAGACUCCGCCGCCAGUAGGCGCCAACCUGGGCGUAUGCCUCAAGCGGGUGACAGCGCCAAGCGGUUCGGUUACCAUCAAACCCAAGGACUCGCCCAUGCUGGGCGUGGUGCUGCGCAAGGUGGAGAAAAAGACGGUGCCCCAAAAGAGUGUGCUGGACGAUGAGAAGCCGCUGUAUCAUCUCUCGAUUGUGCGCAGCGAUAACAAGGAAUACAAACCGGCGCCCAAGCCAAAGCCCAAACCAGCGCCGCCGGCGGUGAAGCCAUCGCCGGGUGGCAUUCUGACCGGGCCACAGGUGGUGCGCACUGUUAACCGACCGGCGGCAGUGGCCAAGCCGCAGCGACCACAGCCUGGGGUGCCAGUGACCAUAACGAAAAUCGAGGGCGAUAAGAUAAUAAUAAUCAAAAAGAUAAUUGUGCCGAAGAACAGUAAGAUACCGGAGCAGUAUCUGCAGGUUGUUGUUUAAAUGAGUCAAGAUGCUGGCAAAGCCGUUGCCGUCAAAUCAACCCAGUUGGAGGCACAGCCCCCAAUGGGCGCCGCUGCCUGCCCCAGCGUCAACGCAGUGAAGCCCAGCGAAGAGGCAUUCGUGUCGUCGUCGUCGUCGCCGUGUAUCAUGCAAAAGCCAACACCGCCGCCCGCGAGCGGCCAACAGUUCUUUCAGGUCGUGUCGCCGCAGUUCGCGUCGGUGCUCUCGUCCAGCUUGCCAGAGACCAAGUGUGCGGUGCGCUCGCCCAUCUCAUCGCCGCUGGCGCUGCGCAAGAAUCGGCCGCUGCUGCCCGCCAGUCCGAAGUCGACGCCACCGCUGCCGCGCAAGCAUCACACCAUGGCCUAUAAUGCGGCCACGGGAGCCAUCACGACACCCGCCCGCCCCAUGGCCACCAUAGCCAGCAGUCCAGUGUCCAGUAUAUCGCUGUCGUCGUGCAGCUCGCCGUCGUCGUCGCCGCCUCCGCCGCCGGUGCCGUGUCGUGCACCCAAGCAAAAGGCGAACACGAGCCAGGGCAAGGUUCCAGGCGAGAUCGACUUGGAUAAGCUGCUGCAGCAGCAACAACAGCUCGAGGAGAAGUCGGCGGCGGCCACCAGCAGCGCCAAGCUGGAUGCCAAUUUCUAUGAUGCCGAGAUCGAAAUGAUGAACAAGUAUUUGAAAAGUCUGCCCGACUACAGCGAGCUGGAUCGCAAGCUGCAUAAGGAGUUCCAGGAGUGCGAGGAUCUCUAUGACCGGCUCAAGCGCCAGCAGCAACAGCAGCCCCUAACCAAAUCCAACUCGCAUCAGUCUGUGGCGGCCAAAACUGCAUUGCCAGUGGCUGCCGGAGGGCUAUCGAAAUCCUCCUCGAUCAACUUCGCCAACAAUCUGACCUCCAGUCGGGCACCUCGGCUGGCCUAUCCCUCGAUCUUCGCCCAGUCCAAUGCCAGCGAACAGCCCAAGUUGCAGCGCAGCAUAUCCAGCUCCAACAUGCCCCUGGGCACGCCCAGUUGCGGCCCGUUGCGCCCACAAGAAGCGCCAAAGAGCGGACUGCAUAGCGACUCGAAUCUGUCGCUCAACAAGCAGCUGAUGAACGACUUCUGGAGCGAGAAUCUUUGCAGUUCGAGCAAGCGUCAGACGCCGAAGCGAACGUUCUGGAACUAUGAGAAGAUCUGCGGUGCCCAGCUGGGCGAUGCUGGGCAGCCCUUCAAGGUGGAUGCCAAAACGGCCAAGAAGCUGGCCAUAUUUGAUCCCACAGUUGCUGAGGCGGCGCAGAAGGAGCUGCAGAAGCAGCAGCCGAUCCAGCAGCAACCGCAGCAGCAGCAGCAGCCACAGCCACAUAGCCAUCGCCUACAGAAGAACGCCUCGUUGUCGCACUUGGAUCUCAAGGUCAGGCAGGCCGUGACCAAAGACGAUCUCUACAAGCUCAUUGUAUGCAGCGAACAGUCGCCCACGUCAGCAGCGACUGCGUCGACGACAACGACGACGACGUCAACGCCUUUCACCAGUCGCGUGCCCGUCAAGCAGCAGCAGCAGCAGCCGUUGCCAGCUGCUCAACAGCUCAACAAGAGCGUCUCCAUGACGCACGUUUCCGGCAUUGCGACGGCAGCGACGCCGUUGCUGCGCAGCUCCAGUCGCACGCACAUACCCUGCUACAUGAAGCAUCUGCCAUCGCUCAGUCGCAGCACAUCCAACUCGGCGAUAUUGCUGAGCACACCAGCCACAGCGGCAACAACUGGGACGACGCAGGCGCGCAAGGAGCCGCCUACAGUGAAGCAGCAGCAGCCACAGCCACAGCAGCAGCAGAAGCCAAAUGCUGGCGUGCUGAAGAGCUCCAGCAGCUCUUGUGUGCCGUCACCACGUUGUGCCGCUGCGCUGUUUCGCCGGCCCACGGAGCCAGCAAAACAGACUGGCAUUGGUGCUGCUGCGCCGUCGCCAUUGACCACGCCCAUUGCGGAGGCAACGAAUGAGACGAGCGGCUCGCUGGAGCGCAAGUCGGAGAAGAGCAACAGCACUGUGAGCAGCAGCAGCUUCACUGUGACCAACUGCUGCACCACGCAUCUGCCGCAGCUCUCAAAGUUCACCUCAUCCUUUCACAUACCCUCCACAGUUGAGCACAAUGCCAACUUAGAUCAGCCAGCAACAGCAUCAGCUGUUGCAGCGCCAACAACAACAUCAGCAGCAGCAGCACCGGCAGCAACAACAUCUACAGCAGCAACGACAUCGGCAGCGACAAAGCGUCAAAAAGACGUCGACAACAAGUUAGAGAAAUGUCUAAAUGACAUGCUAAAGCUAAAGAGCAAUAACAACAAUGCAAUUAUGUCACAAUCGCUGACAGCUGAACACAAAGAGGAAAGCAGCGCCGGCAGCAGCAGCAACAACGCCACCAAAAUCGCCAGCGAAUCGCAAAUACCCGUGCCAGUGCAGCUGUACGAUCCGCAGAAGCCGCUAAUGCAGCAGCAGCAGCAGCAGAGGAUGGCAUAUCCCAUAGGCAAAUCCAAUUCUACGUCGCAGCUGCCGAUGGGCUAUCAGCGUCUACUGCAACAGCAACAUCAGCCACAGCAACAACAGCAGCAACAGCAGCAGCAGCAACAACAGCAGCAACAGCAGCAGCAACAACAACAACAUUAUCCACAACAAAAGCGUCCAUUUUUAAACUGGAACUCGUUUGCCUGCUCAGUCAUGAACGGUAGCAGCGAUCCCUUCCAGCAGCACCAACACCAACAGCAACAUCAGCCACACAAGCUGCAGCAAUCUUAUUCCUCGUCGCAUGUGGCCAAACAGGCGCCCAAGUCCAGCUCCGGCCUAGCCAUGUUCCUGCAGAAAAACACCAACAAGGAGAACAAAUUCGGGCAGCCCCAAGCGCAGCAGCAGCAACAGCAGCAGCCCCCAUUGGGCAUGGCGCCGCAGAUGUAUGGCAACAGUUAUCAGGCACUCAUCAAUAAUGCAAAGCCCGUUUAUCCGCGGACCGGCGCUGCACCGCUGACCCAUUCGGCGUCCUUCAGUGCGGCGCAGCGGCCCAGCAUGAUGCAGCCGCAUAAUUAUGGCUACGGCAUGAUGAGUCGCAACUAUUACAAUCUGCCCAAGCAGCAGCAACAACAACUGCAGCAACAGCAGCAGCAGCAGCAGCAACCACAUGAGCGUAAACCACUGCAAACCUUCGAUCCGUAUUCGUAUCUCAAACCUAGUCAGAGCCAACUGAUGCACCCGGUCAAGUACCAGGUGCAGUCCCAGCCUCAACCACAUCCGCAUACGCAGUAUCUGAACGCUUCCGUUGGCACGUCUGGCGUCGGUGCUGGCGGUGCUGCGCUUCAAUACGAUCCAAAUACAAAUACGCAAUUGUUUUAUGCAUCGGCGGGUAUGCAACCACAGGCAGCGCAGCCACCGCACCAUCAGCAGCAGCAGCAGCAACAACAGCAACAACAACAUCAGCAGCCAAUACAACAAAGCAAUUCUGUCAUAUUCAGCCAUACAAAACAACAACAACAACAUCAACAACAGCAGCAGCAGCAACAAAAUGAAAUGUCCAAGUCCAUUCUGGGCCAGCAUUUCAUCGAGACAGCAAAGCCCGUCAUUCAAGAUGAUGCUGAUGGUCACUUAAUAUACCACAACGGAGACAUUCUCCAUCACAGAUAUAAGAUCAUGGCCACACUGGGCGAGGGCACUUUCGGACGUGUGGUCAAGGUCAAAGACAUGGAACGUGAUUUUUGCAUGGCCUUGAAGAUCAUCAAGAAUGUUGAAAAAUAUCGCGAGGCAGCCAAACUGGAGAUCAAUGCCUUGGAGAAGAUAGCACAAAAAGAUCCGCAUGGUGAACAUCUGUGCGUGAAAAUGAUUGACUGGUUUGACUAUCAUGGACAUAUGUGCAUAGUUUUUGAAAUGCUGGGUCUCAGUGUUUUCGAUUUUUUGCGCGAGAAUAACUAUGAGCCAUAUUCUCUGGACCAAGUGCGUCACAUGGCUUAUCAAUUAUGCUACUCAGUUAAGUUUCUGCACGACAAUCGUUUAACGCACACAGAUCUCAAGCCGGAGAAUAUACUGUUUGUCGAUUCGGAUUACACAUCUCACUAUAAUCAUAAACUUAAUCGGGAAGUGCGUCGCGUCAAGAACACAGACGUGCGUCUAAUUGAUUUCGGUUCGGCCACCUUUGAUCAUGAGCAUCAUAGCACAAUUGUCUCGACGCGCCAUUAUCGUGCGCCGGAGGUGAUAUUGGAGCUUGGUUGGUCACAGCCUUGCGAUGUUUGGUCUAUCGGUUGCAUUCUGUUUGAGCUGUAUUUGGGCAUUACGCUGUUCCAGACGCAUGACAACCGCGAGCAUCUUGCCAUGAUGGAGCGUAUCUUGGGACAAAUUCCAUAUCGCAUGGCACGCAAUCACACUCUUUAUAGCAAAACCAAAACAAAGUACUUCUAUCAUGGUAAGUUAGAUUGGGAUGAGAAGUCCAGCGCGGGACGUUAUGUGCGGGAUCAUUGCAAGCCCCUGUUCCUUUGCCAACUGAGUGACAGCGAGGACCACUGCGAGCUGUUCAACUUGAUCAAGAAGAUGCUGGAAUACGAGCCCUCGUCGCGCAUCACGUUAGGUGAGGCUCUGCGACAUCCGUUCUUUGAUAGGUUACCACCGCAUCAGCGCCUUGGCGAAAUGAGCAUCAAUAAGCAGCCACUCUCGUCCGGCAGUAGCAGCCGCGAGCGCUCUCACAGUCUGUCCAGAUGAGAAUUACAGCGAUUUGGUUAUUGUUGACAACAGCGACGACGACAUCAACGUUAUUCAACACACACAACUACAAACAUGCGUACACACACAGUGCGAAGAGUCUUCAAUCAACGUAAUGCAACACAUGAUUGAGCAGCAGACAAGCGGCAGCAACAAUAGUAACAAUUAUAACUACAAUAAUAUUAAUAUACUAACGGCGAUCCGUAAUUUAAGUUCUAAAGUCUUAUUUAGAAAUUUUGUAACUUGACUUGUAUAGAAGGACAUUUCUACACAAAAAUAACCCAGAAUUGUUAAGUAUAUAUGUGUGCAUGCCGCACGCUCUGCUCAAUUUGAUCCUGUGCAUUGUCUCAUCCCAGCCGCCAAUCGUGUUUUGUUUUGUAAUGAUAACCAAAUCGUGCAUAAUAUAUUUAUAGUGCGUCCUCCUAGCCCGAUACCGACGCCGCCAAACCCAAAUACCUAAAUGUAAAUGCACACAGAAAUGUGCAUACUCUUCACUUGAGAUAGAUAAAGAGACCUCCCCCAACACGACUGCAUUGCUUAAAGAAAACUAAACUACAAAUGUAAAUGUACUAUAUAAGAAAUCAAUCGAUAAAGCGCUAGUUGAAAUGCAAAUCCAUGCGCAAGCUGUCAAUUGCCAUGGACUUGCUUCUAAUCUGUAAUUAAUCUAUUAUUUUUCGAGUGCGUGAGUUGUAAGCUAAUGCAAGUCUUUACACAUGCAUAGCUAGCCCCACAUGUAAGCUUGUAUGUGUAUGGCAAUAUCAUAUGUAAAGAUCGAUUCGUAUGACACCUCGCCCCGGAGGGUGCCACAAGCAACAAAAAAAAAAAAAACAAACGCUGCAUUGUUUGCAAUUCUUUGUAUAAAUUACUUAGUAGCCAGAGUCAUUUUCUCCUAGGUUAUGUUUAAUGUGUAGAAUCGGCGCUGUUCACAUAUUUUUCCAUCAAAGUACGCCCAAACAAUACCAAUACGAUAUACACAGACACACACACACACAUACACAUUUAUAUAUAUUUAUAUGGAAAAAGAAAGAGCAAGAACACUAGAAAGUGGGGAAUGCAUGAAGUAUAUAGACACAUAUACUAAACAUACUUAAUUCAAAUGAUUGUGAGUUAGUUUAAUAUUACAUAAAUAUUAUUUUUAAAUUACAUUAUUUGCAAUUAAUUAACCCCAUCAACCAGCAUAUAAGAUAAACAAAACAAAAAAAUACAACUAUUAUUGUCAAGUUAUUUAAAGUGAAAUAAAUUUUUAAAAAUAA